This is a messenger RNA of Strongylocentrotus purpuratus (purple sea urchin), 1968 nucleotides long. Its product is annotated as SPARC. The coding region runs from base 130 to 909 and encodes 259 amino acids. The record is from RefSeq and is a predicted model, not a curated record. The transcript is spliced from 7 exons. Lineage: Eukaryota; Metazoa; Echinodermata; Echinoidea; Camarodonta; Strongylocentrotidae. Gene Ontology annotation, molecular function: calcium ion binding; protein binding; extracellular matrix binding. Gene Ontology annotation, biological process: anatomical structure development.
UGUUCCUCUCUGCUCGCUCCCAUCUCAUACCGCCCUUUGCCUGCCUGCCUAGACGUACAGGAGCUUAAGACCUGCAUCUCACGGAAUACUUGAUCAGAUCUAGUCGGUUCUGUUGCUUGGAAAGCCAAAAUGACGAGGUUACUCUGGAUAGCGGUAUUAGGACUUGUCCUACCUUUGGUACUUUCACAAAGUGUGGAACAAGAAGACGAUCUGUGUAAAGACGUGAAAUGCAAGAAGCCCCGAGGUUCCUGGUGUCAGGUGGUCGAGGUGGACGGUAGCCCUAAAGCAACCUGUGUUUGCCCCAAGACCUGCCCAGGUGACCAAGGCAGUCCCGUCUGCAGUGUGUUCGGAAAGCAGUAUGACAGCGCAUGUGAGCUCCACAAAUACGCGUGCAAGAGGAGGAAGACUAUUCCCAUGGCCUUCGACAAGCCUUGUAUUGCCUCACAGAAAGCUUGUACGACGGAUGAAUUUCUGCAGUUCCCGUCCCGUCUCCUCGAAUGGUUCAUGCAUCUGAAGGAGAAGAACGAGUUUGGAAGGAUAGAUCCUAACAGGCGCAUUACAUUGGUCGAUAAUGCUUUAAGGAUGCAGGUUGCUAUGUGGAAGUUCGACUCUCUGGAUAGGAACAACGAUAGGGAGUUGGACAAGGCUGAACUGCUGAAGUUCCGCUACUCUCUGAUGCCUCUGGAGCACUGUGCUGCUCCCUUCUUCACCCGAUGCGCCAAGAGAAUACAAGGAACAGACACGAAGAAGAUUAGCGUAGCUGAAUGGUCAGGUUGUCUAAAUGUUAAUAUUGGUCCAGCACCAGAGUCCGAGGCGGAACCAGCUCAGAACCAAGAGGAACCCGUGGUCGAAGAGGAGGAGGAGGACGUUGAGGAAGAAGAGGAAGACGAUGCACCAGAAGCUGUAUAAGCUCUUUUUUAGAAACCCACAACCAACUCAUUUUAAAGUGAAUUUCAUGACAAACCCAGCCAGAAGAUUCAGAACUGUUUGACGACAUCCUGCGACAUUACCACGAUAAAACCCAAGACGUUAAUAAAAUUAAUGAGUUUCUUUUUCUUAUCUUUUUUAUACUUGAAUGAAGUUAAUACUCCAUCUUGGGGGCAUUGGGAUGUAUCAUAAUUUUGGAAAUCAACUCAAUAAAUUAUACUCAAGACUCGUUACUUUUGUAAUGUUUAUAUGUUAAUGGCAUCAACAUCAGAUCUUAGGGACCUUUUCGUCACGAAUAAUUUGCCAAUUUUAAGUCAAAACAGAAGAUAUAGACAAUAUAUUUCUUCACCGCCAUCAUGAUUAUCAUCUAGACAUAGUCCUGGUAGACAGACAGCCCGUGGUACCGGCAAUGUCGGGCUGAUGAACCCUUAGAAAUGGUGUCUGAAGACCCGCAAGUCCAACAUUGUCGGUCUAGUAGGCUGAAUCCAUUAGUAUAAGUAUAGCCCUGAGCAUAAUUAUUGUAUUUUUAUCAAAUGAGAAAAAAAAAGAAUAGACACCUAUUAGUCCCGGUGAUCAGUUUUGCCUAUGAAUGUAUUUUUGACAUUGAUUUCAUUACAUCCAAUCUCAGAUAUGUAUUUAGAACAUUCUCGAAAUUUUGCCUUAAGUAAUGACCUAAAAUUCUAAACUAUGUAUAAACUAUCAUAAGAAGCAGGCAGAUUUGCUCACUUGUGAGGUCUAAUCUUUAGAAUUUUUUGUUUUCAAUCCGUAAUUUGUUAAGCAGUACUUACUACAGGGCUUGUAUAGAAAAGACGUUAGAUUAUGCUACUCAUGAGAAGAAGAAAAAUGUGUGUUUAUUUAUAAGUGCAUGUAUUUAUAGUAAGUUAAUUUUCAUCAGUUUUCAAAAAGGAUAUUUAGAAUAUUGCUGCCACUUAUGUAAAUGUUUCAUUUUUUUCUCCCUGCUAAUUUAAUCGAUGAUAAAGUGCCUGAUUAGUGAACCGAAUAAUCCUUACUUGUUUUAUAUAUUUACAUCUCAAAGAGAGA